AUGAAGCUCUCCGCCGCCCUCGCCCUCCUACCGGCCCUGGCUCUCGCCACGCCGACGCCGACGGUCGAGAAGCGAGCCACCACCUUCUGCGACCAGUGGGGCUCCGCCGUCACCGGCACGUACACCGUCUACAACAACCUCUGGGGCGCAUCGUCGGGCACCGGCAGCCAGUGCACGACCCUGACGGGCCUGUCCGGCAGCAACCUGCAGUGGUCGACGACGUGGUCCUGGUCCGGCGGGCAGUACAAUGUCAAGUCGUACGCCAAUGCCGUCGUCAACAUCAGCAAGAAGGCUCUGAGUGCGAUCGGCAGCAUCCCCUCGACCUGGAAUUGGAGCUACUCCGGAAGCGGCCUCGUCGCCAACGUUGCCUAUGACCUCUUCACCUCCUCGACGGCCUCGGGCGCCCCUCAGUACGAGAUCAUGAUCUGGCUCGGCUCCCUCGGCGGCGCCGGCCCCAUCAGCGAGACUGGCAAGACCAUCGCCACGCCCACCGUCGCUGGCCGCACCUGGAACCUCUACAAGGGCUCGCACAGCCAGAUGACCGUCUUCAGCUUCGUCGCGCCCAGCAAUGUGCAGAGCUUCAGCGGCGACCUCAAGGCCUUCGUCACCUACCUCGUCAACAGCCAGGGCCUGCCGUCCUCCCAGAUCCUCCAGAGCAUCGGCGCCGGCACCGAGCCCUUUGUCGGCUCCAACGCAAAGUUCACAACGACCGCCUACACUGCCUCGAUCUCUUGA
Colletotrichum higginsianum IMI 349063 is the source of this 735-nucleotide messenger RNA. RefSeq names its product Glycosyl hydrolase family 12. Gene Ontology annotation, biological process: polysaccharide catabolic process. Bases 1 to 735 code for a protein of 244 amino acids. Lineage: Eukaryota; Fungi; Ascomycota; Sordariomycetes; Glomerellales; Glomerellaceae. Gene Ontology annotation, molecular function: cellulase activity. The record is from RefSeq and is a predicted model, not a curated record. The transcript is spliced from 2 exons.